Molecule: messenger RNA, 1851 nt
Organism: Penicillium argentinense
Lineage: Eukaryota; Fungi; Ascomycota; Eurotiomycetes; Eurotiales; Aspergillaceae
Product: sphingomyelin phosphodiesterase
Exons: 3
Coding region: 1-1851 (616 amino acids)
Biological process (GO): sphingomyelin catabolic process
Molecular function (GO): sphingomyelin phosphodiesterase activity
Source: RefSeq, a predicted model, not a curated record
AUGAGGCCCGCGGUUUUUCUGGUUGCACUUGCGCCGUUGGCAGCAUCUGCUGCCCAGGAGAAGAAAUCUGCUGAAGACUGGAUAACCGAAAUUUGGGAUGACUUUAAGAAUGCAGUGGACUGCUUUAGCUGUCAGGCCCUUCUCGGUGGUCUCCAAGCUGUCUCCAUCUUUGGAGAAUCUUUCAUGGAGGAUGUGAUUACUGGCGUUUGCUCUAUCAGCGGAGCUGAAGACAGUGACGUUUGUGCAGGUGUCAUUGCCAACGAAGGUCCCGCUGUAUACUACUCGCUGAAGAACCUCAAGCUGGGCUCCCACACGGCCAAGACGUUCUGCGCCAGCUUAGUCGGGCUAUGCGAGUUUCCUGAAGUCCGUCCAUACAAUCUAUCCUUCCCUUCGCCGAAACCACCGGCCACUCGCCCUCCACCGAGUGGAAAACCACCAAUCAAAGUGGUUCAUUUUAGCGAUACCCAUGUCGACCUCUCCUACGAGGAGGGUUCUAAUUCCGACUGUUCGAAACCAAUUUGCUGUCGCUCCUAUACCGAAAAUGAUGCACCCGGAAAUACCAGCUCUCCGUGUGGACCGUGGGGCGAUACCAACUGCGAUCCGCCGCAUCGCCUGCAAGAAAGCAUGAAUUCCGCUAUCGCAGAUCUCAAACCUGCUUUCUCGAUCUACACGGGCGACGUAGUAGCGCACGAUGUCUGGCUAGUGAACAAGUCUGAAGUUCUCGACGAUCUCAACGCAACCUACGGUUCAAUGGAAAAGGACCUAGGAACAGUAUACGCAGCACUAGGGAACCACGACGCCGCCCCUCUCAACCUCUUCCCAUCCAACAACAUCCCGAGCGAAUACAACCCACAAUGGGCCUACGACGCCCUAGCCUCAGACUGGUUCGCAUUGACAGGAAACCCAUCCGUAAAAGCAGCCAGCGAAUACGGCUCCUAUUCCGCUGUCCACCCAAACAGCAAACUCCGCAUAAUCUCCUACAACAGCAUCUUCUACUACAAAUACAACUUCUUUUCCUACGAAGAACCAAUGGAAUACGACCCAGACGGCCAACUCGACUGGCUCAUCACCGAGCUCCAAGAAGCAGAAGAUUCAAGCCAACGCGUCUGGCUAAUCUCCCACAUCCCAACCGGCAAUUCUGACCACUUCCGCGACCACUCGCACUACUUCGACCAAAUAAUCCAACGAUACGACGCAACCAUCGCCGCCCUCUUCUUUGGCCACACGCACACAGAUGAGUUCCAAAUCUCCUACUCAAACUACACAAAUCAAAACUGGGACACCGCCACGGCGAUGGGCUACGUCGCCCCAUCAAUGACACCCACCUCCGGACCCCCCUCCUUCCGCGUGUACGAAAUCGACCCCGUCACCUACGCUGUCGUCGACUUCACCCAAUACAUCGCGAACAUCACAGAUCCCACCUUCCAAACCAAGCCCAAAUGGGUCCCAUACUACUCCGCAAAAGCAGACUACGGAUCCAAGCUCUCCCCACCUGUCGAAGACCCGCAUGUCGAACUCACGCCCGGAUUCUGGCACAACGUCACCGUCGCCAUGGAGAAGGAUCCUUCCGUUUUCCAGGACUUCUGGGCACGACGCAGUCGGGGCUUCAAGGUGCCGGAGUGCACGGGCGAUUGCAUAAGUAAUGAGAUCUGUGCUCUUCGGGGCGCGGACGCUCAGUAUUCUUGCUAUAAGCAGGCUCCUGGGUUUAGUUUUGAGAAAAGGGAUGGGCAGGGUGUUAAGGCUCUUUCGGAGGAGAGUUUUCAGCAGCCGGAGUGUAAUCAUGCGGGCAUGGCGCCGCUUUUUGCAAAGAUUUCGCAUCGGGCAAGGUUGGCGAGACAGAGUGGGCUGUGA